UGUGUUCCCUCUGUCUGUCUCUCUCUCUGUCAAAUAAGUAAAUAAAAUCUUUAAAAAAAAAAAAAAAGGAUGAGAUACUACCUGGCUUCUAAGAUCACUAUAAAUAUAUUAAAAUUAGGAUAGUUUAGAGUUGAGUCGUUGCUUUGGCCAGACCAGGACGUGUGGCCCGCUGCGCCCGCUCUUUGCACCCCGUCGCUCCCGCCCACCGGCAGGAUGGCCCACAAGCAGAUCUACUACUCGGACAAGUACUUCGAUGAGCACUACGAGUACCGGCAUGUCAUGUUACCCAGAGAACUUUCCAAACAAGUCCCGAAAACCCAUCUGAUGUCUGAAGAGGAGUGGAGGAGACUUGGUGUCCAACAGAGUCUAGGCUGGGUUCAUUACAUGAUUCAUGAGCCAGAACCACAUAUUCUUCUCUUUAGAUGACCUCUUCCAAAAGAGCAACAAAAAUGAAGUCUAUCUGGGGAUCGCCAAUUAAAUCUUUUUCAAAUUUAAUGUAUAUGUGUAUAUAAGGUAGUAUUCAGUGAAUACUUGAAAAAUGUACAAAUUGUUGAUCCAGACCUGUGCAUGAGCUGUAUUCUUCACAGCAACAGAGCUCAGUAAAUGCAACUGCAGAUAGGUUACUAUAAGGUGUUUAAGAUAAAAUUUCUUCUAGUUGGUUUUUCUUUUAAUAUAAGUGCCUGUUUGACUUUACCUGUUACUUUUGUUAGUUUGUAUGUUGCAUUUUUCAAAAAAAUAAAUAAAUAAAAUUAGGAUAGUUUAAAAUAAACGAAAUGUGUGUGUGUGUGCAUGUGUGUGUGUGUAUGUGUGUAGGGAGAGUAACAAGGCUUUAACAUGACUUGUAAAGAUUAUUAUUGUCUCAAAUGGAAGGUUACAUUUUCUGCUAGCUAACAUGAUUAGAAGAUGAGAUGUUCUGAUUAAUUCUGACUUGUGGUUUUCUUUUUCUUUAUUUUUUUAAGAUUUUAUUUUUUUAUCUGACAGACAGAGAGCGAGAGAGCACAA
Zalophus californianus (California sea lion) is the source of this 1002-nucleotide messenger RNA. RefSeq names its product cyclin-dependent kinases regulatory subunit 2-like. Gene Ontology annotation, molecular function: ubiquitin binding; protein kinase binding; histone binding. Gene Ontology annotation, biological process: regulation of mitotic cell cycle. The transcript has a single exon. NCBI's taxonomy places the organism in Eukaryota, Metazoa, Chordata, Mammalia, Carnivora, Otariidae. The record is from RefSeq and is a predicted model, not a curated record. Bases 214 to 426 code for a protein of 70 amino acids. Gene Ontology annotation, cellular component: SCF ubiquitin ligase complex; cyclin-dependent protein kinase holoenzyme complex.